Molecule: messenger RNA, 2812 nt
Organism: Bipolaris victoriae FI3
Lineage: Eukaryota; Fungi; Ascomycota; Dothideomycetes; Pleosporales; Pleosporaceae
Exons: 3
Molecular function (GO): protein binding
Source: RefSeq, a predicted model, not a curated record
AUGGUCUCUCUCAAAGAACAUCUCAAAGCCAAGCUCCGGGGGAAGGACGCUCCAACGGCUCCGCAAGCUAGAGCCUCUCCCACCGCCGUUACCCCACCUGCACAGGCCGCUCCCGGUUCUGCCGCAUCUCCGCCUAGCAUACCGGAGCGACUGUGGAACCGAGCGUACGAGCAUGCAAAAGCGAACGACUCGAGCACUGUCGAUGCCUAUGAGAAGAUCCUGUCCGUCCGGCUGGUGGAGCACAAUGCAGACGUGCCAGACGCUCCACACCCUGCGGACCUCGCGUCGCAGCAAAACGAGAUCGCACAGAACGCGGACAAACGGCGGAUGCAGAUGCAGCAGCUCGUCCAGUAUGGGCUACGCAAGACAGAAAAGGACGCAAAAGUCAAGCAAGGGGUAGGAGAUGGCAUCCAGGCCGCUAUGGCCGUCAAGGAAGUUGUGGAAAAGGCGAUCCAGGCGUCGCCUGAGGCCGCUGUCGCCUGGGUCGGCGUGUGUUUUGCGCUUGAGGUUUGGAUUCCCACAAUCCUGAUGAACCCGCUUACCCAGGCGAGCUCUAACCGCCAGGGUAUUGCCUACGUUGUAUCGAGGAUGGACUGGUACUGGCACCUGUCGAGCCUGCUGCUGGACGAGAACAUGACCGAAGCGCGCUCGAAGGAAUCAAGAGGCCAGCUCGAGGAGGUGGUCACUCAGCUGUACGCGAAGCUGCUGCUGUACCAGAUGAAGAGCGUGUACUACUACCACCGCAGCCGGUUUGCGACGUUCAUGCGAGACCUCGUCAAGCUUGAGAACUGGGACGGCGAGCUGAGCGACAUACAAGCGGCAGAGAGGGCGGUGCGGGCAGAUUCGGUGCAGUACAACACGUCUUCGAUUAGAGCUCAGCUUGGUGCGAUCGCUGAGACGGCCAAGUCGCAGAACGCCAAAUUAGACAGCAUCAGCUCCGCGAUCCGAGAGCAAACACGACAGCAGGAAAGGAUGCACGAGACGAGCGAGGAUAAGAGGUGCUUGGCGGACUUGCGUCUGACUGAUCCUCGCGACGACAAGAAGCGUAUUGAAGAGACAAAGGGCGGCCUGCUCAAAGACGCAUACCGUUGGGUGCUCGACCAUCCGGACUUUCGGCGGUGGCGCGACGAUGCGCACACUCAGCUGCUGUGGGUGAAGGCCGAUCCCGGCAAAGGCAAGACGAUGCUCCUCUGCGGUAUUAUCGACGAGCUGCAGGAGUCAAUAGACUCGACAGGCGUGCUCUCGUACUUCUUCUGCCAGGCCACCGACUCGCGUAUCAACAAUGCUACAGCUGUGCUGCGAGGGCUGCUGUACAUACUUGUUAGCCAGCAGCCGUCGCUGGUCUCACACGUUCGUAAGAAGUACGAUUGCGCAGGCAAGACCAUGUUCGAGGAUGCAAACGCGUGGGUUGCCUUGAAAGAGGUCUGUGCAGACGUGCUGCGGGACCCGUGCUUAACUACUACGUACCUAAUCAUCGACGCGCUAGACGAGUGCGUCACUGACCUGCCAAAGCUGCUUGAUUUUAUAGCAAAGCACUCGUCUGCCUCUUCUCGCAUUAAGUGGAUUGUCUCUAGCCGUAACUGGCCAGAGAUAGAGAGAAGCCUAGAGGAUGCAGGCCACCAGGUCAAGCUGAGCCUCGAGCUCAAUGCAGCGUCUGUGUCGACGGCGGUCCAAGUCUUUAUCGAUCAAAGGGUCUCUAAGCUCGCGCAGCAGAACAAGUACGACGAGCGAACUAAGCGCGCUGUGCUCGAGCAUCUAGCAUCGAAUGCGAACGACACCUUCCUCUGGGUAGCGCUGGUGUGUCAGCACCUUCAUGCGACGGCGAAACGAAACGUUCUGAGGAAGCUGGAAUUGUUCCCGCCUGGACUGGACGCCCUGUACGAGAGGAUGAUGCAGCAGAUCAGCAAGACGGACGAUGCUGAGCUCUGCAAGCAGGUGCUGGCUGCGGUCGCACUCGUGUACCGGCCAAUCACGCUCGAGGAGCUAGUGACCCUUGUCGAGCCGCUCGAAGACGUAGCUGACGACGCAGAGUUACGAGAGAUUAUCGGCCUUUGCGGCUCGUUCCUUGCCCUGCGAGGGCAGACUGUGUACUUCGUGCACCAGUCAGCCAAGGACUUUCUCCUCGCCAAGGUAGUUCAAGAAGUCUUCCCAGCCGGACGGGAGGCCGUCCACCACGCCAUCUUUGCUAGGUCGCUUCAGAUUAUGUCCAUGACCCUGCGACGGGACAUGUAUGGCCUAAAGGCGCUGGGCACGCUUAUCGACGACAUUCCGAUGCCUAAGCCGGACCCGCUAGCAGCGGUGCGCUACUCGUGUGUUCACUGGGUCGACCAUCUACGCGACUCGAAUCCUACGGCUUCCGCAACCUAUGCAGAACGUCUGAGAGAUGGAGGCGUUGUUGAUAGAUUCUUGAGGGAAAAGUAUCUAUAUUGGCUAGAAUGUCUUGGCCUCUGCAAGAGCAUGUCGAAAGGCGUAGUCUCGAUGAGGGAGCUACAGAUGUUAGUGCAGGCGUAUGUAUCUGCGCUGUUGUUCAGUCCAAAGCAGAGUGUAGUGAGAAAGCUGUUUCAGUAUGAAGAGCCAGAAGGUAUUUCUUUCACGCCAGACAUAAGGGACAAUUGGAGCGCGUGUCUGCAGACGCUCGAGGGCCAUAGCGGUUAUGUCUACUCUGUAACCUUCUCGCACGACUCGACGCGGCUAGCAUCAGCAUCGUGGGACAACACCGUCAAGGUGUGGGAUGCGAGCAGCGGCGCGUGCCUGCAGACGCUUAAGGGCCAUAGCAGUUAUGUCAGCUCUGUAACCUUCUCGCACGACUCGA